Fonsecaea monophora is the source of this 2043-nucleotide messenger RNA. RefSeq lists its product as hypothetical. The record is from RefSeq and is a predicted model, not a curated record. Gene Ontology annotation, molecular function: carbohydrate:proton symporter activity. Gene Ontology annotation, biological process: carbohydrate transport; transmembrane transport. NCBI's taxonomy places the organism in Eukaryota, Fungi, Ascomycota, Eurotiomycetes, Chaetothyriales, Herpotrichiellaceae. The transcript is spliced from 5 exons. Bases 1 to 2043 code for a protein of 680 amino acids. Gene Ontology annotation, cellular component: membrane.
AUGGCCGCUGCUCAAGUUUGCCCCGUAGUUGGGACCACCAACACCGUCCUCCCUCCCAAACACCCCGACUUCGACAUGGACAAGCCUGGCCAGGUUUGCCCAGUCACCAAAGCCACCACAGACCAUCAUCACAAUCUCCACAAGCACCCCGGGAUCUUCGACUCGACCAACCAAGACCUCGCCCACGCUGAAAAUUGUCCUGCGCUUUCCAAAAUCGUGAGCCGUCCCGAACAACAAGCCAUGGACGAGGGAAUCUGUCCCGUUGUCGGCGCUGUCUCUACUGUCUUGCCCCCGAACCACCCCUCGACGAGCGACGCAAAGCAUGGUGAUGUCUGUCCCGUCACAAACGCUAAGUUUGAGCACCACAAGGACAAGGUGCAUGAGCAUCCCAACCUUGAGACUGCCGCAAAGGGUGCGCACGCGACAGGGCAUAAGAUACAUCACUCCGUCUUUGACAGCGCUCAGCCCACACGCUGGGAUCGAACGAGAAUCAUGGGACAAUGGACUCGUCCUGCGGGACCUCUGUCUCGCUUCGUCCCCACGUCACAGAUGGCACUCCUCGUCGCCGUCGUCUCGGUCUCAGUCGUCGACUCGGUCCUCUUGGGCUAUGACAGCUCGAUCAUGGGCAGUCUCAACGUGAUGCCGACAUAUCAGAACUACUUCACUUUGACCACGGCCACCAAGUCCCUGAACACGGCCAUCUCGUACGUUGGAGGAUCCUGUUCUGCCCUCCUCGCUGGAUUUGUCGUCGGCUGGAUUGGCCGAUGGAAGAGCAUCAUGCUUUCUGCAGUGCUCACGCUUAUUGGCGCCGUCAUCCAAACCGCGGCCCAAAACAUCGGCAUGUUCAUUGCUGGGCGUUUCAUCGUCGGAGCUGCCCUAGGUGUUUCUCAAUGCGCAUGUCCGACAUAUGUGGCUGAGACUGCUCCUCCAAAGCACCGCGCCGUGGCAUUAGGUCUGUAUUAUGCUUGCUGGGGCGUUGGGACCCUUGUCGCUUCAGGUGUUUGCUAUUCGACGCAACACUACUCGUCGACAUGGGCGUGGAGAACCCCCAGCUUGGUCCAGAUAAUCCCCAGCAUCUUGUGUAUGAUUGUCCUCCUGUUCCUUCCAGAGUCGCCCAGGUUUCUCAUUGACCGAGAUCGACACGAUGAGGCUCUGGAAGUACUGGCAGCGCUCAACGCCAAUGGCGACAAGGAGGCUCCGGUGGUGCUUGUGCAGUACCGCGAGAUAACCGACACGAUUGCUUGGGAGAAGAGCCAACAGCUCUCCUGGCGACAGUCAUUCAGCACCCCAGCGAACCGGAAGCGCAUCAUCAUCACUGCUACAUUUUCCAUUAUCGUGAUGCUUCCAGGGACCAACAUCAUUACCUUUUACUUUGGUGACAUGCUGUCACAAGCUGGAAUCAGCGAUCCGACAACCCAGCUCGAAAUCAACAUCAUCUUGACCUCGUGGACACUGGUCGUCUCUCUGGCGGGUGCUUGGUUCGCCGACUCCCUGGGCCGAAAGACGCUCUGCGCCAUCAGCCUGGCUGGCCAAGUCGUCACAUUCUACAUCCUGGCGGGACUCACAGCAGUGUAUGGUAGCUCGACAGACAAGUCAGGGAUAUAUGGCACCAUAGCCAUGAUUUUCCUCUACAACGCAUCGUAUGCCUACGGCAUCACCCCGCUUACAGUGCUCUACCCGCCCGAGGUACUGUCGUACUCGCUGAGAUCAUUUGGCAUGGGUUUGUACACGCUGACCACGAAGCUGUCGGGCCUGCUCGUGACCAUGGCGUUUCCUUUUGCCCUGGACGCCAUUGGGUGGAAGACCUACAUUAUCAACGCCAGUGCCGAUAUUGUGAUGUUGGUCGGCGUUCUCUGGUAUUGGGUGGAGACAAGAGGCCUCACUCUUGAAGAGGUGGACAAGGUCUUUGACGGCGUCAAGCAUUCCGACGUGCCUGAUUUGAAGGCGGUAACUGAGGGGGAAGUCGAGGUCGGGUCCGAGUUACUCAAGACAGUAUCGAGCAAUGUGGAGAACGAGGAAGUUGUUAUCACAAAGACCAAAUGA